CUAUCGGUCCCCGUCAUUUAUGUGUCCACACUCAAACGAACUCAGUUUUAUUAUUGCAAUUCUUCGAAGUAAGAUUGGUGUGUCCAACUGAACUGAUGACGCAAAAAGAAAUGGAGAAAGAAGCAAUAAAGGAAGCAUCCGUAGAAGUAUCUCGCGAGUUUAAAACCCUAAUCGACUCUCAACAUUUGGAUUCCCUCAAGCAAAUGCAGAAUCUCAUAUUGGGAAGGUUACAAGACAGCAAUGCUGUUCUGUCACAUUUUAACGAGUACUCAGAAAACUGCUUUGCGGAGGUUUCUGGAGAUUUUUCUAGAAAUACACGAGUAUUGAAGUCUAUGAAAACAGAUCUUGACUAUGUUUUUCUGAAGCUAAGGAGCAUGAAGUCGAGGAUCUUGGCUACCUAUCCAGAUGCAUUUCCAAAUGAUUCAGAAAGAGAAGUACUAGACCGAAGACCAGACUUGGAAACACCUCAGUAAUGCGCCAAAGUCCUAGACUACAUGUUAUAAUAAGAGACCUCUUGGAUUGUAAAAUAUAGGUGAAACCAUGUAACUCUUUGCACGCCUUUAUAAUUCUGUUCACGGUUCUUAACAAGUUGUGAGUUUUCUUGGUCUAUCUAAUAUAUAAUUUUGGUUGGGAAA
Messenger RNA from Cannabis sativa, 635 nucleotides. Its product is annotated as kxDL motif-containing protein LO9-177. The transcript has 3 exons. Gene Ontology annotation, cellular component: BORC complex. Gene Ontology annotation, biological process: lysosome localization. The record is from RefSeq and is a predicted model, not a curated record. Lineage: Eukaryota; Viridiplantae; Streptophyta; Magnoliopsida; Rosales; Cannabaceae. Bases 96 to 473 code for a protein of 125 amino acids.